CAACGGUCCUCGGUCGCUGGGAAGAUGGCGGAGGACGAUGGCGGGUGCCAGGCACCGGGACCGAGGCGGAAGCGGCCGCCGUCGGGGGACCUGCGGAGCGUGCUGAUCACCAGCGUGCUGAACCUGGAGCGGCUGGAUGUCAAUCUCUUCAGGGGCCGACACCACUGGGUACCCGCCACGCAGCGCUUGUUCGGCGGGCAGAUCGUGGGGCAGGCGCUGGUGGCGGCCGCCCACGCCGUGAGACCCGAGAUGCAGGUCCACUCGCUGCACUGCUACUUCGUGCGGGCAGGGGACCCCAAGGUGCCAGUGCUGUACAAGGUGGAUGAGACCCGUACGGGGAAGAGCUUCUCUGUUCGUUCCAUAAAUGCCAUCCAGUACGGGAAGCCAAUCUUCACCUGCCAGGCAUCCUUCCAGCUCUCCCAGGAGAGCCCAGUGCAGCACCAGUUCACCAUGCCUGCUGUGCCACCCCCUGAGGAGCUGCUGACGCAGGAGGAGGUCAUCGAGAAGUUUCUGCAGGACCCUGAUCUGGCAGAGAAGUACAGGAAACACCUGCACAAGAUCCAGGCAGAAGAUGUGCCGAUCGAGAUCAAACCUGUCAACCCGCCAGACAAAUUCCAGCUGAAGGCGCAGAAGCCAAAGCAGCUCCUCUGGGUGCGAGCCCGAGGGCACAUAGGAGAGACUGAUAUGAAGGUGCACUGCUGCGUGGCUGCCUACAUCUCUGACUACGCCUUCCUGGGCACGGCGCUGCUCCCGCACUGGCAGUACCGCACCAGGUUCAUGGUGUCCCUCGACCAUUCCAUGUGGUUCCAUGCACCCUUCCGAUCAGACCACUGGAUGCUGUACGAGUGCGAGAGCCCCUGGGCUGGUGGGUCCCGGGCACUGGUGCAGGGACGGCUGUGGCGCAGAGACGGGGUCCUGGCUGUCACCUGUGUACAGGAAGGAGUCAUCAGGGUGGAGCAAAUGCCAAGCUUGAGCAAGCUCUAGCUAGGAAACCUCCAUGAGCUGUUGGCCUGGGCACACCAAAGGAGGGUCCUGAGCUCCCUGCAGAGGCAUCUGCUGUGACCAGCUGCCAGCUGCACAGGAUGUAACUGCACACGACCAUCAGACACCCUUCUGCCUUAAAUAAAGCCAUCAAGUGACCAGC
Molecule: messenger RNA, 1144 nt
Organism: Pogoniulus pusillus (Red-fronted tinkerbird)
Lineage: Eukaryota; Metazoa; Chordata; Aves; Piciformes; Lybiidae
Gene: ACOT8
Product: acyl-CoA thioesterase 8
Exons: 6
Coding region: 25-984 (319 amino acids)
Biological process (GO): acyl-CoA metabolic process; fatty acid catabolic process
Cellular component (GO): peroxisomal matrix
Molecular function (GO): fatty acyl-CoA hydrolase activity
Source: RefSeq, a predicted model, not a curated record